AUGCUUUCCUUCAUUCAACAACGUCUUGGCAAGACGCCCACCCAAGCACAGACGAAGAUGACGCGUCAAGAGUCUAUAGAAUCGGCCUUCUCCCGCGUUGCAGCUCGCAAUGACUCCAAAGACCCUUCUACGACUCCCUCUCUGACUACAGCGACAAGCCUAACCGAUACUUCCAGCGAACUCACAGAUGGCUCCGCAAAAGCAGAUGACUACAAACGAAGCUCUGCACGAUCACGAGCCAGCAUUGGCAGCUACAAUGAGAACGUACUAUCAGCCAAGCAGAGCCGCUCGGCUCGAAAGCAAGGUGCGCAUGGGGGAAAGUGCACAAUUUCGGGCCAAACGUUGGUUGACGGCGACGAAAUUACUUCGCGUGAGAGGCUUCUGCAACAGAGUGUGCAGGCUCUGGACGAAGAUUGGAAGAUUGGAGCUAUGCCUGGUGAUAACUUGAGGCUGUCUACAAGCAAUGAGGACGGCGCCAAGAGGCGGAGGUCCAUGCGAUUGGAUAUACUGGACCGAGCUUCUAGUAUGAUCGAGAAGACUACGACUGUGCUGGGUAAGAGGGGACGCGAGACAGUUGAGGCUGGAAUGGGGACAAUCCAGGCGUCGAAAUCGGAUAACAAGACGCCUAGCUUGAGGCCGAGGGAACCCGAAACGCCAUGCUUCGAAGGACCCUCUAGGAAACGAGCUCGCUUUUUGGAGGUUGAGAUUAGCAACAAGCAGUCUGCGGAGCCAGGGGAAGGAGGGUAUGAAGUCACAAAAAAACCUACUAAACCAUGGGUCGCCCAAGGGCUCUAUGUGGGACAGCACCGGAGUGAUGAUGCUAGGCUUACCGAAACUAAGAAUAAGGAGAAGAAAACCUCGAACAACCAGCCAGAGGCUGGUGAACGUGCAAUCAUGCCAAUGCCAAUGUGGCUUGGGGACAAAAUAAUAGAAACGGGUAGAGACUUCAAGCUGCCCUUCAACCUAUUUUCACCCUUGCCACCGGGCCAGCCAAAACCAGACGAAUGGAAGAAGACACAAAAGAAUGUGUUCAUUGGCGACGCUGCCAACGUGUGGAAGAAAGCCAAGGAUUUGGAACAUUCUACAUGCAUCUGCACCGCAGAAGCUGGCUGUGACGAUCACUGCUUCAACCGAUUCAUGCUCUAUGAAUGUGAUGACAGCAACUGCAAAGUAGGCGCCGAGCAUUGCACGAAUCGUAGCUUCGCCGCUCUAAAGCAACGAUGUAAAGUGGGAGGCAAAUACAACAUUGGCGUCGAGGUCAUGAAAACGGCUGAUCGUGGCUACGGUAUACGAGCCAACCGUACAUUCGAGCCCAAUCAGAUCAUUGUCGAAUACACAGGGGAAAUCAUCACACAAAGCGAGUGUGACGAACGCAUGAACAAGCGCUAUAAGGACGCCGAGUGUUACUAUCUCAUGGACUUUGACCAAUCCAUGAUACUUGACGCCACUCGAGGCUCCAUCGCUCGUUUCGUCAACCACUCUUGUGCGCCUAAUUGCCGCAUGAUCAAGUGGACUGUGGCUGGCAAACCGCGCAUGGCGCUCUUUGCAGGAGACAACGGCAUCAUGACUGGUGAAGAAUUAACAUAUGAUUAUAAUUUUAAUCCGUACUCUGUUAAGAACGUGCAGGAGUGCCGCUGUGGCGCGGAAGGAUGCAGGCGAGUCUUGGGACCGAAGCCAAAAGAAAUCCGAGAAGCGUUGAAACCUAUUACGACAGGUCGAAAGAGGAAGAUCCAGCAGGUAGUUGAAGAUGCCGUGGAGACGGUAACCAAGAGGAGGAAGAUCGCUGUCCCAUCAUCCGUGAAGUCUGCUUUCGCAGCAGCAAAGGUCCAAACCUCGAGGAGAUUAUCACAGGCAGGAGUGCUGGGAUCUUCGGCUACUCAAAACCGACAGCUGGUGAAGAAAGUUUCGCAACGCUCCCUGCGGGGUCUCGAACAAGAAACAACGACUGAGCGUUUAGGAGAUGGGAAAAAGAGACAGCGUACCACGAUUACAUAUUCUCGUCGACGAUCUUCUGUUGGAACUCUGACAGACACGAAAGGCGAAGACAAGAUCCGACGCGGUUCAUCUGCUAAGGUGGCGGAGGAAGACAAAGGGGAGAAGCCGUUCAGUAGGGGUGACAGCGUCAAAGUGAAGGUGGCCAGUAUGAAAGAAGGUGUUGUCCGAACUGUUAGGAGGUCAAGCCGAGGGACACCGGCUGGAAAGACAAUCCGGAUUAUCGGUGACGACGAGUAUAAGGGUUGGCGCUGA
This is a messenger RNA of Letharia columbiana, 2247 nucleotides long. RefSeq lists its product as uncharacterized. The record is from RefSeq and is a predicted model, not a curated record. The coding region runs from base 1 to 2247 and encodes 748 amino acids. Gene Ontology annotation, molecular function: protein binding; histone H3K36 methyltransferase activity. Gene Ontology annotation, biological process: regulation of DNA-templated transcription. Gene Ontology annotation, cellular component: nucleus; chromatin. NCBI's taxonomy places the organism in Eukaryota, Fungi, Ascomycota, Lecanoromycetes, Lecanorales, Parmeliaceae. The transcript is spliced from 3 exons.